This is a messenger RNA of Danio aesculapii, 2969 nucleotides long. RefSeq lists its product as uncharacterized. Gene Ontology annotation, molecular function: serine-type endopeptidase activity. The record is from RefSeq and is a predicted model, not a curated record. The coding region runs from base 2034 to 2816 and encodes 260 amino acids. NCBI's taxonomy places the organism in Eukaryota, Metazoa, Chordata, Actinopteri, Cypriniformes, Danionidae. Gene Ontology annotation, biological process: proteolysis. The transcript has 7 exons.
AUACAAUUCAAAUAAGUAAAUGAAAACAUGAAUAACAAAUUAUGAAAAACUUUAUCCAAAAAGGCUAAAAAUCUUUUCUAAAUAAUGUAAUUGCUAAAUGUCAAUCGGGAUUAUCAAUAGGGGACAUAUUUCUAAUAGGCUUUCAUUACACUGUGACACUAUUAUAAUGAGACUAUUAUCAUAUGUUUUAAUGGUUUUCUUGAUUACAAAAAAAUGUAUUGUUUAGAGCAUGGCUUUAUGUUACAGGCCCUUCAUACUUCAGUUUUUGUUGAUUUCAUUUGUACUGUAUGUGUGCUAAAAUGCAUUAUUAUAAUAGGAAUGCAGUUGUUCUUUCAUGGAUCAGUCAUAGCACUUCUCUUAGAUUAACUUUUAAACUGGUAUUAGACAAGCAUGCCCUGUCUCACCACAUCUUUUUCUAACAGCAACACAACUUUUUAAUUUCAUAUAUGUAUUUCUAUUUAAUUAUUGCAGUCUUGUAAAGGUUAUUACCAUAGUUGGUACAGAACAGAUUAUUAGCUAGCUGGUAGAUGAUACUGUUCCUAAAAGUUGCCUCUUAGAUUUGAAGUUGCCUAUCAGUCAAAUGUGUUAAACCUCAUUUAGUCCAUUACUUAUUAUGUAAUUUUUAACAAUAUUACAUAUUAUAUGUUUCCUCUUUGAUCAUCACUGGCUAGGAGAUAUAGAAAGCCACAGUCAAAAGAUUGCAGUUAAAAAAAAUGUUCUGAAAACUAAAUUGGUUUAAGGCAACAAAACUUACUCAAAAAAUGUUUAGCUUUGUAUCUUUUUUUUCCACCUGGGUCAGUUGCCAUUUCUGUGCAGAGUUUGCAUGUUCUCCUGUGUUCGAGUGGGUUUUCCACCAGGUGCUCAGGUUUCCCCCAUAGUACAAGGCCAUGUGCUAUAAGUCAAUUGAAUGUAUGGGUGUUUCCCAGUUCUGGGUUGUGGCUGAAAGGGCAUCCUCUGCGUAAAAAAUAUGCUGGAAUAAUUGGCGGUUCAUUCCGCUGUGGUGACCCCUGAUAAAUAUGAGACUAAGACAAAGACAAAUAAAUUAAUGAAUUAUAUCUUUCUUUUUUUUACAUCAGAAACUGUUUUAAUCAUUACAACAUGAACAUUGCUGUUAAACUACAUUUUAAAGAUGUUUUUAGUUGUUUAUAAGGCAAAUAUAAGAACUAUUAUUGCCUUUGCCUACAAUGUGAACAAACCUAUUAACAUAUAUUGCGCACAUACUACUAUUAACAAUGUUAGUCCUAAACAGCUACAGUGUAUACAUUUUAAUUAAAUUGUGGACAACAAGCAAACAAAAACAAUCAACUCAAUAUAAUAACAGUUUAUCACUAUAGUGUUUUAACCACAUUUGAUAUUAAUUUUCUAUAGGUUUAUGUUUAUUAACAUUAGAAUAAGCACGAAAUUAUAUUUUUGGAAAAAAAGCACGUUCUCAUGUUUCAUGCCUUAAAAUUACUUGUUGAACCAUUUAUUGUUCCUAACUUUAUAUGAACUGGGUUGAGUACUUUAGGUUUUACCUAGGCAAGUUCUAAUAAUACGAAUAUAGCAUGACAUAAUAUUUUCCAUAUCAGAAUUACUCACCUGAAUGGUUUGCCGAGUUAAAUACAGGAUUAAUCAAUGUCACAGAAUUAAUAAGUUAGCAGCACAUUUACUGUAAGCAUUGCUGGAACUGGUUUAGGAAUUACUUCAUUAAGGAAGCAUUUUGCUUGAUAAAUUGAAUGAAAUUUCACAAGAGCAACAAAAAUGUUUUGUAAAACACAAUGGCAAAUAUGAAUUUAUAAUGUGCACAAGGAAACAGAGAGUCAGAAACCCCUUGAAUAAAUGGAGAAUUCAUCCUUAUUGCGCAUAAGGCUUUAACUCUGAACAAUAGAGAUGCAGAUUAUGCACAUCAAUAAUAGAUCUCAACAUUUCUCAACUAUGAGGCGAUUUACCCUUCUGAUCACGUACCAGUUUUAUAAUCUGCUGGAUAUCAUAUAAAAGCAAGAUAGAGCAGCUGUAUAUCCAUCAGUGAGAUUCAACACCAAGUCAAACUCAUCAUGAUCUUCACCUUCACCUGCUUUGCUCUGGUGGCCUCUGCUCUGGGUUGUGGAGUUCCUGCUAUUAAACCACAGACGAUCGGCAGCAGGAUUGUGAAUGGGCAGAAUGCCAUAUCUGGCUCUUGGCCCUGGCAGGUCUCUCUCCAGCUCCCCAAUGGUGUCCAUUUCUGCGGAGGGUCCCUGAUUAACCAGAACUGGGUUCUCACUGCUGCUCACUGCCGAGUCCUAGUUGGAUAUCAUCGUGUUGUUCUUGGAGAACAUGAUCGUGGCUCCAAUGCAGAGCCCAUCCAGGUCAGACUAGUGUCCAAGGUGGUCACUCAUCCUCUCUACAGCCGCACAACCCUCAACAAUGACAUCGCACUGCUGAAACUUGUGUCUCCAGUCAAUCUGACUGCUCGGGUCUCUCCUGUAUGUCUGGCUCCAUCAGCCAUCAACGUCCAGUCUGGAACCCGCUGCUUCACUACUGGAUGGGGCAGAACCGCCAGCACAUCGAGUCCUCGUAUCCUGCAGCAAACAAGCGUUCCCUUAGUGAGUCAUGCUGACUGCAGACAGAUCUGGGGUCGAAACAGAGUCACAGAUGCCAUGAUCUGUGCCGGAGGAUCUGGAUCUUCAUCCUGUCGGGGUGAUUCUGGAGGUCCUCUAGUGUGUGAGCGUUCAGGGGUUUGGACUCUGGUGGGCUCUGUGUCCUGGGGUCUCGACACUUGUAACACCCGUUUCCCAGGAGUCUAUGCCCGCAUCUCUCAGCAGCGCUCCUGGAUCAACACGACUGUCACCUCCAAUUAAAGCAGCAGUGUGAAUUUUUACCCCAUAAUCUGAUUUCGGUUACUUGCUGUUGGUCUUUUUAUUAAUCACUAUCAUUAUUCUAGUCAGUCUGAACUUCCUUUAUGUGUCUUAAUACUGUUUUCUUGAUUCAUCUAUACAAAUAUUAUCAAUAAA